AUGACACCCAAGUUCUUUGUCAUCGCACGCGUUGUUGGGCGAGAUGGAGCCAUUGAUCUUUGGAAAGACCGGCUUGUUGAAUUAUGCAAAGUGUCAGCUACAGAACCAUACGGCGACUCGUACUACUGGGGUCAAGAUGUCGAUGGUGAGCCCGACACGCUCUGGGGUCUAGAAGGAUAUACGCACCCCAUUGGAUUCUUCAUCGACCAUGUUUCAUCGGAUAUCUUCAAAAGAGAGAUGGCGCUCGUUGACAAGGACGAACUUCUACGAACGACCCAAGGGCUGGGAAGUCCGGACUACGACCUCCAUCAUUACGAUGAAUACGCAGGGUUUCUCAAGAGGGCUGAUGAUGUCGAAAGAGAUUCUGUGCAGAGUUUCGUGGUUGUGAAGCACUAUUGGGCUCAGGAUGAGAAUCUGAGAAACGAGAUGUUAAAAGGACUAGCACAAUUCGCUGAGGAAUUGGCUUCUGGCUCUCCUCAGGUUCAGAGUGCACUGGUGCUGAAGGAAUGUCGGGAUACGAGCAUGGCAAGUAUAUGGCUAAGGCUGCCCUCGGAGGACCAGUGGAAUUCAUUGGAGCGAUCCAGUCGAAUGCAAGAACUUGUUGAUGGUUUGAAAGCGAACUGUAUUCGUAGCGAAACACAUCGGUCUCAGGCCUUUAACGGCCAUCUAGGGAUCAAGGGCUAG
Fusarium tjaetaba is the source of this 684-nucleotide messenger RNA. RefSeq lists its product as uncharacterized. The record is from RefSeq and is a predicted model, not a curated record. The transcript is spliced from 3 exons. NCBI's taxonomy places the organism in Eukaryota, Fungi, Ascomycota, Sordariomycetes, Hypocreales, Nectriaceae. The coding region runs from base 1 to 684 and encodes 227 amino acids.